GUUGGCUACACCACCAUGGCUCGUUCCCUGGCUCCGGAGCAGGUGAUGGCCUUACUGCACUCCCUGUUCAGCCGCUAUGACGACCUGCUGGCGCCCCUCAACGUAUACAAGGUGGAGACCAUCGGCGAUGCAUACAUGGCCGCCACGGGGUUGCUGAACGACAGUCCCUCCAGCGCCGCGGACAUGGUGAAGUUCGGUGUGGCCAUGAUUCGCGCGGCUGCGUGUGUCCGCGACCCCGUCAGUGGUCAGCCUCUCCGCAUUCGCGUGGGCAUUAACAGCGGGCCCGUCGUCAGCGGCAUUGUGGGGGCGUGUCGUGCCCGGUACUGCCUCUUUGGCGAUACCGUCAACACGGCCAGCCGCAUGGAAAGCACCGGUGUACCGGGGGCUAUUCAGAUUUCUGAGGACACGUACACGGCCUUGCCGGAGUCCAGUCGGCAGGCAUGGACGUGCCGUGGCGAGGUGGAGGUGAAGGGUAAGGGGCUGCUCCGCACCUACCUGCUGAAGCCGGGAGACACCGACGACGUGGGGCUGGCAAUAGGAAAUGGAGUGGCACGGUGA
Molecule: messenger RNA, 558 nt
Organism: Volvox carteri f. nagariensis
Lineage: Eukaryota; Viridiplantae; Chlorophyta; Chlorophyceae; Chlamydomonadales; Volvocaceae
Gene: cyc29
Product: guanylyl and adenylyl cyclase family member
Exons: 4
Biological process (GO): receptor guanylyl cyclase signaling pathway; intracellular signal transduction; cGMP biosynthetic process
Molecular function (GO): guanylate cyclase activity; peptide receptor activity
Source: RefSeq, a predicted model, not a curated record